UAAUUUAAAGAAAGCUCUGUGAUAAGAAAUGUUUCAAAUGUUGAGUUACAAAAUCACACUUUUGUAAGAGCAAAGCAAAUAACAACCGUGCACUCAGACUAUGUAAUCCAACAGAGGAAAAGAAAAUUAUAAUGAAAAGCACAUAUAAAGAUUUGAAAUUGUGCGUAUGCGCAUGCGCAGAGAUGCUAUGUAGCACAUUUCAAUGAGUAGCACAAAUCGACAGAACACCUGCGCGCGUUCCGAUCAGCGUGUGGUAGCGUCGCGCUCUGGAGCAGCGAAGCGAGCGAUUAGCUAAAAGGGAUCACGCGUUAAUUAACGUUAAUUAGACAACGAAUCGGCGUUUUUUCGUCGCGAUUGACGAGAAGAAAUCAUCUUUACCGAAAUCCGCGUUUUUUCCUUUCUAUUUCUUAAUUCCAGUAUGACGCCAACAACGUUGGUCGCACGAGGAGCGGAACGCGUACGUCGCGCGUGAGCUGGUGAUCUUCGUAACUGAAUGAGAUGCGCGCGCGGACGGGCGCACGGGGGCCUCGGCGCUGAAGGAGAAUGCAGCAGCGGGGGGGCUUUGCAGCCAAGCAGCAGCAGCAGCGCCGCUGACCGGGCCCGGUUCCGGUUCCUAGCUGAGUGCUCUGUGCGUGUGUGCGCGCGCGUGUGUGUGCACCCCCCACUCCACCACCACCACCCCCUUACCCCCUUACCCCCUCCACACACCCCCUCCGCCCCCGUGCACGCACCGCAUGGGAAAGAAAGCGGCGCGCGCGGACGGCAUGGACACUUGCGCGAGCCCACUCGCACCGCCCUCCCGUCCCCGUCGCCCAUCUCCGUCCUCCUCCUCCUCCUCCUCCUCCUCCCGCUCCGCGCCCCUCUCGAGCACUGCAGCAGCAGCACCACCCCCGCGAGCGGCCGCCCCCCCCGGGCCCCAGCAGACGGCAUGAGGAGGCUCGCGCCGGUGCACCUCUCCGCGCUGCUCGCCGCCGGCCUCUCCUUCGCGUGCUACGCCCCGUCGCUGGACUCGGCGCGCGAGCGGGCGCACCGCUCGGCCGUGGUGAUCGAGGGCGAGGUGAGCGCGCGGCCCGAGUCGUCCAGCGUGCGCGUGCGGGUGCUGGACGUGUGGCCGCGCAAAAGCGGCGGGCUGGAGCGCGAGCAGCUCGUCACCGUCGGCGGCCUGGGCUCGGACGCGGAGCCGUGCGCUGCAGCGGCGGCGGCGCUGGUACAGAACCGCAGCUACGUGUUUUUCAUGGAGCCCACGGAGGAGCCGCUCGUGUUCAGGGCGUCCUUCGCUCCGCUCGAGAGCGCGGAGAAGAGCGUGAAAAAAGAUGUGGAGAGCGUGCUGUGUGAAGACUGCGAUUCAGCCCCAAAGGUGAAGACCAUGCGAUCUCAGUGGGUGUGGGAGGGUGAUCGGGUGACCCUGAAGUGUGAAGCCCAGGGCAACCCCAGCCCGUCCUUCCGCUGGUUCAAAGAUGGCAGCGAACUCCGCAAGAGCAAAGACGUCAAAAUCAAAACUAACAAGAAAAACUCAAAGAUUCAGAUCAGCCGAGUGAGACUGGAGGAUUCUGGGAACUACACGUGUGUGGCUGAAAACUCGCUGGGCAAGGAGAACUCCACCAGCUACAUCAACGUCCAAAGCAUAACAACCACGCUGUCUCCGGGCUCCAGCCAUGCCAGGAAGUGCAAUGAGACGGAGAAGGCAUACUGUGUCAACGGUGGUGACUGUUAUUUCAUACACGGUAUAAACCAGCUGUCAUGCAAGUGUCCAAAUGACUAUACUGGUGAUCGCUGUCAAACCUCCGUUAUGGCCAGUUUCUACAAGCAUCUUGGAAUUGAAAUUAUGGAGGCAGAGGAGCUGUAUCAGAAACGGGUUCUGACGAUAACAGGCAUUUGCGUGGCACUUCUAGUAGUUGGCAUCGUGUGUGUCGUGGCGUACUGCAAAACCAAGAAACAGAGAAAGAAGAUGCAAAACCACCUGCAUCAGAACAUGUGUGUAGAACACCCCAAUCGCAUGCUUGCCAAUGGACCCAACCACCCAGGGCCGGGGCCUGGGCCAGAGGAGAUCCCAAUGGUCGAUUAUAUCUCUAAGAAUGUCCCAGCCACUGAGCGUGUAAUACGACAUGGAACAGAGACAUCAGGCAACUUCUCGGGCAGUCGAAUGUCGUCACGGUCCCACCACUCCUCUACUGCCUCCCACGCUUCCAGUCACAGGCAUGAAGAGAGGACAUGGAGUAUGGAGAGGUCAGACAGUAUGAACUCUGACUGCCACUCGGGGGCACUCUCCUCCUCAGUGGGUACCAGUAAAUGCAGCAGUCCAGCCUGUAUGGCCCGACGGGCUGCACACUGUGGCUAUUCCGAGCCUUCACGGCGCCCCCUGCAGUAUGGAGACUCUUACGACUCUUUGCGGGACUCACCCCACAGCGACAGGUACGUGUCAGCACUGACCACACCUGCCCGCCUGUCUCCAGUGGACUUCCACUGCUCACUGCCCCCGCAGGUGCCUACCUUCCAGAUCACCACUCCCAACGCCAGCCAUGCCCUCAGCCUCCCACCUGCCGCCGCCAUGGGCUCUUACUCCCCUGACGAUGACCAACCGCUGCUACAGCGAUACCGUCGCCCGCGCCGGCCCUACUGCGGCGCAGAGAGCACUGGUUCGCUGCCCUCUAGCCCUUACCGCUUUGUGGACGACGAGGACUAUGAGACUACGCAGGAGUACAUGUCAUCCCGUGAGCGUCCCAAGAAAAGCAGCAGUGGCCGACGAUGGCGCAGGAGGUCGCGGUUAAAUGGACACGUUUCUCAGCGCUCCAAAGGACCCAGGGACUACAGCUCCCAGAGCUGCCUAUCGGACAGCGAAUGGGAGGGGGAGGAGGAUGAGGAGGAGGUAGGGGACUUGGGGCACGGAGAGAGCACGCCCUUCCUCAGCAUGCAGAACAUGACCGCCACAGAGCCGGCCACCAUCUACCGGCCCAACGAUACGCGGACGUACAGCAACACAGCACGGGGAGGAUCCCGCGCAAACACGCAAGCUAGCAAACUGUCGCAGUCUCGGUCCAAACCGGACAAUGCACCCCUUUAAAAAAAAAGAAAUGAAAGAACAUAGACAAGUAUGAUGAAAAAUCGUAUGUAGGAGAAAGAGAGAGAGAAAAAAUGAUAUGCUAUAGACCUGCACCUAUAAGAAAUAUUUUUAUUUUAUAUAACAGACAGAUAUUCUAAAUGAAAUAUUUAUUUUCAUUUCAGCAAAAAUUGUCUACUAGCUAGCAGCAAAGACUUUUUUAUAGGGGGAAAACUAUUUAUAUGUAAUUUCUUUUUUUUUGGUUUACAGCAUUACGAAGAAGAAUCACGUGCCAAUUUUUUCACAACUUAGAAAUAGAAUAAUAUUGUGGUGCCUUUUGCUGUAUGCCGACAAGGGAGGUUCCAUUGAGUUUUUGUAGCCUUUCUUAAAAUGGACUCCUGGGUUUUAUAUAGACAUGUUUGUCUCCUUUUCUUUCAGUUUGUUUGUUCAGGAUCUCCCCAUUUGAACUGUGAUAUGAUUCAGACAUCAUGCAAUAUGGGAAUCACUUUUACGUAAAGGUGUUUGUUUACAUGAGUAGGGGUUCAUACACAUACCGGCCGUUUCUCCCUGCCCACAUAACAGUUGCAAUGGAAGUGCCAUUUCCUGUUUGAGACAGGAAGUGGCUCCUCCAUGAGGAGUCAUUCGGUUCUCUUGUUAGUGUACACAUCCCCUUUCCCUCCUCACCACCUCCGCUGGUCAUCACAUGUUGUUUCCAUGGAAACACAGGUAUGCAGGAGUUCAUAGGGCACGGUACAGUGUCACGGUACCUGCCCCGGUGUUCAGGGUUCUCAGAAUGGCAGUGCGUGUGUGUGUGUGUGUGUGUGUGUGUGUGUGUGUGUGUAUGUAUGUGUGUGUACAUCCAAUGAAUGUGGUUUCUCUAGCAUGUGAGGUGUUUGUGUGUGUGUGUGUGUGUGUGUGUCAUAUCUGAUUGAGUAGGACCUGUGUUUUUGUACGUCUGCCUGUUGUGUGAAGAAGUAGUUCGAGUUUUGCAUCAGUCUAAAAGUUUUAAGUGUGUGUGUGUGAGAGAGAGUUUGGUCUCUCAUAGACUUUGGCUUAGUCAUAAGGGAAUUCUCUGUGGUUCCAUUAAGUUGGCUUUAAGUUUAAAGAACUAUGUUAACAAGGGUUGACAAAAACAGCAACCAAGAAAAACUGAGAAAAGACAUGCUGUUGAUUUUGCCACGACCCAGUGGCGAGAUGAGCUCAUUGCACUGUAAUCUUCCUUCCAUGUGUAGUCAUUGGCCGCGGAGCUGCCUGCGGAGGAACCAAUCCAGCCUGAUUCUAGCCUACAUGGACCCACUUCACGUUAGCUCACACGCCCCUGUUCCUAUGCCAGCAGCUUAAAGCCGCACUGUGUCUCAGGACUUCCCAUUUUAAAAAAAUACAUUUCCCAUAAGCACCUUUUUCACUCUUCAGACCUGAUCCCUGGCUGUCCGGGCUCCUGUGUACUGAGGGGAGACUGCGCUUGUUGGGCUUGUUGAACGUGUGGAAAGUCUGUGGUGAGCUGGAUUUGUUAACGUGCAUUUUUUUUCUUUUUGUUCUCUGUUGUCCACUCUCCCCUAAGCUGUUUUGUCAUGUAUGCAGCCUGAAGGCUCAUUGUUUGCAAUUCAGGUUUGGCAACUAUCUGGACGAUCUUCUGUAAGUGAUGAAGUGGAUGGAUGGAUGGUGAAAUGAGCUUCUCCUCCCAGUUCCACCUGCCCACAGCACGCCUUGAAAACAAACCAAACAGAAUACAUACACCCAAAACACCCCCUAGCAUUUCUCUUUCUCUCACUCUCAUAUACACACACACAUACAGCCACACAACACACUCUUUGUCCUAUGUCUUCACAUCCAAGUACAUUCCUAGACACUCAUCAAAAGCUUCUCUUGACUCACGGAUACCUUUCUCUUCUUUUUCUCUCUCUUCUCUCUUUUUUCGUUCUUUCUCUGUCUGCCUGUCGAGGCUUCCCUCUCUCUGCAUGUCCUAGUGGUUCUGGUAGAUGGGUGCAUGGUAAACGCAGCAACUGAGUUGUUUUCACGCGGUGAAAGUGUACUUUUCAUUUUGACAUUCAGCAAUAAAUCCCCUUUUUUCAUGUCCAUUCUUGACUUGGAAUAUGCUAGAAAUUUUUGCAAGUUUUCUCAAAAAAAAUAGUACUUGUAAAAAAAAUUCAAACCACUUGUUCAUAUGGAAAAAAAUAAAUCUUUAUUCCUACCAUUUUAAAAGAA
Molecule: messenger RNA, 5242 nt
Organism: Astyanax mexicanus (Mexican tetra)
Lineage: Eukaryota; Metazoa; Chordata; Actinopteri; Characiformes; Acestrorhamphidae
Gene: nrg2b
Product: neuregulin 2b
Exons: 11
Coding region: 494-3061 (855 amino acids)
Biological process (GO): animal organ development; nervous system development; intracellular signal transduction
Molecular function (GO): signaling receptor binding
Source: RefSeq, a predicted model, not a curated record